Molecule: messenger RNA, 2067 nt
Organism: Dermacentor albipictus
Lineage: Eukaryota; Metazoa; Arthropoda; Arachnida; Ixodida; Ixodidae
Source: RefSeq, a predicted model, not a curated record
AGCACCCAAGAUGAAAUGGUGAAAAUGGCAGCAGCUCGAGGCUCGAGCGCACGUUAGAGAAGAAGAAGCCUCGGCCAGUAACCAGGGCAGGCCGUGAGGAGAGGCGCCGCAGAGAUGUCUUCGUCUCAACCCGACAGCAGCGAUGACCAGGCGCACGCCAGCGAAAGCGUGGAGUACAGUGGUGGCGGCGGUGGCGGGUUCCCCAAGCGAAGCGGCAAAGUGUUCCUUGUCGUCGGUCUGAUGUCUGUCGUCGUCGUCGUGAUCGUCUUCCUGAUCGUCGGCUUCAUCAGCUUCCGCGACGCCGCCUCGGCACAAGCGCGCAAUUCCGGCCCUGUGGCCUUGACGGCGGGCAACUCGGUGUCUUGCGUGAACCCGUGCCGCAGCCCACACUUCUUCUGCCACCCGGCCUCGGAGAAGGACGAAAAGGGAUGCUUCGAGCCGGGAUGUGCCUGCUUCCCCGAGCAUUGCCACAAGCGGUGUCCGCCUAAUCAGGAGUGUGCCCUCGGAUCGCCAGUAGACUACAGGGGAUGCUUCAGGCCUAACUGCAAAUGCGAAUCCAUCAGCUCUGCCUCGCCGGCCAGUAACUGUACCUCCGUUUGUCCUGUUGGCGAGAGGUGUCGUUCCGAUGCCUCCGUAGAUGGCCAAGGCUGUCCUCUCCCAGGAUGCAAGUGUGAACCCGACUGCCUGUCACCGUGUCCUUUGGGAAAGCGAUGUCGACCGGGCUCACCAGUCAACGCGAAAGGAUGCUUCAGGCCUGGCUGCUUAUGUGAACCGGACUGCCUACCUCGUUGCUUUGCCGGCCUUGAAUGCGCGCCCUCUUCAGCGAAGGACCUUCAUGGCUGCUUCCUCGCCGGUUGCGUGUGCGAACUUCCAAAGAAAUUCGGGUACAGAUCACGAGGCACAACCAGAUGCAUCUCUCCUUGUCCAUUCGGUAAGGAGUGCAUAGAAAACUCGACCAGGGACGAGCGAGGCUGCUUCCAACGAGGCUGCACGUGCGAGGUGAAAUGUUCACAGCGGUGUCCACUGGGAUAUCGCUGCCGACCGGGUUCCCCGAAGGACAUCGAGGGCUGCUUCCUUUAUGGAUGCAUGUGUGAGCCUGUUUCUGCUGUUCCAGCGUCAUCAAACAGCACUGGGAGCAGAGCUCCAAGAGGAGGCCUGUGGCCGCUGGGAGAUGACAAAGCACUUCCCAUAGGCGUCGGCCAAGACAACGACAACUCUUCGUCCGACUUCCGUGACAACCAGCUCGUAAUUCCACACGUUUCUCCGCAAGCAAAUGACGGUCACCGCACCGAUGGGAGUUGGCAUGAGCCCAGCCCAAAAGAGAGCCCCAACGCAAUCAAUGCGCUUUCGGGCUCCAUAAACGUCGCCUUGGAUCUCCACAAGCCAUCGCUCGGCACUGCAGGUCCCGAAGAGCCCUCGAGAGGUGUCAAUGCAACCGACGCGAAAGAUGCGCCGCUACUUAACAGCAACACCAGCUCUUCAACGCCUAUUCCUACCCAGUUCCCCACUGUUGACAACGCAUCAGCGACGGCGUCGGUAAGUCAGAGUAGAGAGGAAAUAUCUGCUAGAACGCUGCCGACGAUCACCGGAGACGUGUCUAACUGGUCUUUAACCGGCGUCAACGCUAACAACCGGCCCAAGGCUGCAAACGCAUCGAUCCCGUUGGCCGAACAAACAGACGACGAUGAUGAUGAUGACGACGAUGUCCCAGGCGAGGUCGGGUCGGAACGUUCGGACGUCGACAGUGCGCAAAACGCGACGCUGGGAGAAUUGGACGACUCGGAGAGUUCGAAACGUAAGAAGUCUGAUGAUUUCGGGGCGACUGAGGACGAACAGGGCUCACCAAAUCAAGGGCGAGAUUCAACAUCAAAGACCUUAGAAGACACGCUGCAAUUCAGCGCAUCAACAAGCCAGCAGGCAAUAGAAGGCCACAUCUCGUCUACCACAGUGGAUCAUCCAACUUCCGCUUCCCAUGCCACUGGUGAAGGAACCGCAGAUCAGCACAGCACUCCCCACUGACGGCUGCGGACGACGGCGUCCACAAAUAAAAGGCGUCCGAAACCUGCA